CCGGAAGACGAAAGUGUCGAAAGUGUCGCAGCUGAACGAAAGCCGCUUUUUGUGCCUAAUCGUAACACACCUCCUUUUAUUCAGUUAUAAUGCUUCUCAUUCUGAUUAAUUUCUUAAUGUAAAUAUUUGCAUUUUAGCUCAAUACCUUCCAGGUCAUGUGACCUAAUGACUUGAAAUGAGUGCAGGACCAUAGUACUACGCUGCCUAAUCCGGACACCCCUCGUUUUAUUCUAUUUGAAUACUUCUCAUAUGUAUAUUUUUGAAUGUAAAUAUUAGCAUUUAAACGGUAAUUUGUUGGUGGUCCCUAGUUAAGAGCGAUGACAUUGAACAAGCCGUAGUCGUGCAGCUAUCCCUGGGUGGAAACGGAGGAGGGUGCCGCUCGAUCUGGAGCGAAUGUCCGUUGAGUAUCCAACCUUAAACUAAUGUCACCGCGGUCCUGAAACUACUGGUGCCUACAACUACUGCCUCCGACAUUGCAGGCGGCUCCUUCUCGUGGCGUUAGCGCUUUGUAGUUAAUGCUGCUGAAGAAUAAUAAUAAUCCGGACGUAUCGUAACGAGUGAGUCGGAGGUUUCCGCCCCGGAGUGUGCGUCCUGCCUCGUGUUUUAGAUUUAAAGUCCAUGCAAACAUCGCAGCAGUUGAACACAGUAAAGUGCUGCUGCUCAUCGUAGGCUGAUCAGUCAUCAUGGGCAAUGGAAUGAACAAGGUUGUCGAUGGGCUUUACCUUGGGAAUAUAAGAGAUGCAGAAAACAGAGGAAGCCUGUCUAAGAACGGCAUCACCCACAUCCUGUCGGUGUACAACAAUGCUAGGCCUGUCUUUGAGGACAUGACGUAUCUUUGUAUUCAUGCAGCCGAUGCCUCCAGCCAGAACCUAUCACAGCAUUUUAAAGAAUGUAUCAGCUUCAUCCAUGAAUGUCGCCUAAAUGGUGGAUCUUGCCUCGUUCACUGCCUGGCAGGUGUGUCUCGCAGCACCACCAUGGUGGUGGCCUACCUGAUGACUGUGACGCCGUACAGCUGGGAGGAGUGCUUGUCUGCCAUAAAGGCUGUUCGCUCCUUCGUCGGCCCAAACGAUGGCUUCCAACAGCAGCUGCAGGAGUUCCAGGAGACACAAGUCUCAGAGUACCGAGCUUGGUUACGCUCCACUUUCCGCCCCGGUCCGUUUCAUGACGCGGAGCAGGUGGCUGCUCUGCUGACCCAGUACACGGAGCAGCAGACGAGCCAGAGGAGAGGAGCAGAGCAGCGCUGGAUAAAUCGAGAAGUAGAUGUCUGUACUCUGCCGUCUGACCCGGACGAUUUUGAAGGCAGCAGCUGAGACAUGUGGGCUCCGGCCACCAUGCCAGAGUCCUGCCAAAAUCUGUCUGGAAUAACGGCAGCAGCUAUUACUGUGUCGUCAAAUCCAAAUCAACCUCUUGAGUGAUAUCACUAAGUUUAAGGCCUUUUAAAUAACACUGAAAGCAUAGAAAGAAACAUAUACUCAUGUAUAAGCUAAGCCUAUUUCCUUUCCUCCUACAUUACUCACUUUUAGGCCACGGGGGUUGAUUUAGAUAUUGACCCACAGACUUGUGUUCACUACCAGUACCUCCCAUGCUCUUUGAACAGAGUAUAGUUACAACAGUAAAGAUACAACAGGGGUUUCAGUGCUCACAGACGCCUUACUUUAAUCACCUCAGCACCUUAGCCAUGAUGAAUACACUAUACUUCCAUGUGAUCACUUUAAUGUUCAGCUAGUUGUAGCCUUUAAUAUUUCACUCAAUACUAUCUUGAAGAAACAUUUUGCCAUAAUAAGAUUUAUGAUUUAUAAUUAGAUUUAUGAAGUCAACUUGAUUUCCAGACACAGAACAUAUACAUAUAUAUGUAUAUGUGUAUGUAUAUAUAUAUACAUAUAUGUAU
Messenger RNA from Solea senegalensis (Senegalese sole), 1888 nucleotides. RefSeq names its product dual specificity phosphatase 22a (gene dusp22a). Gene Ontology annotation, cellular component: cytosol. Lineage: Eukaryota; Metazoa; Chordata; Actinopteri; Pleuronectiformes; Soleidae. Gene Ontology annotation, molecular function: protein tyrosine/serine/threonine phosphatase activity. The transcript has 7 exons. The record is from RefSeq and is a predicted model, not a curated record. Gene Ontology annotation, biological process: regulation of cell population proliferation; positive regulation of JNK cascade; protein dephosphorylation. Bases 684 to 1310 code for a protein of 208 amino acids.